AAUCACCAUCCAAGUAUGAAACACAAUUACGUUUUCUAUUACCACGCAUAGAGGGUCUGUGUCGGUUGCGCAGCAGACACCCCACGCUAACAGUUACAGUUCGGCUCCCACACGAGGGGGAAUCCGACACUCUGGCACCAUCACCGGCAGGCUGCGUGCAUGAAAUUGUACUUGCAGCAACUUACCACAGACGAUGCCACAGGUUGUCUAAGGAAGUAAGUUCAAAACAAUUCAUGAGAAAAUACGUAGCGACGGGACGGUGCAAUAUAUGCAACCAAUGCACAGACGAUGCACAGCAUCAUGUACCAUCAUUCCCNGAGGGGGAAUCCGACACUCUGGCACCAUCACCGGCAGGCUGCAUGCAUGAAAUUGUACUUGCAGCAACUCACCACAGAUGA
Trypanosoma grayi is the source of this 398-nucleotide messenger RNA. RefSeq lists its product as hypothetical. The record is from RefSeq and is a predicted model, not a curated record. NCBI's taxonomy places the organism in Eukaryota, Euglenozoa, Kinetoplastea, Trypanosomatida, Trypanosomatidae. The transcript has a single exon. The annotation marks the transcript as partial.